AUGCAUUCGAAAGAACCCGAAUUCUCAGAGAAUGACAUACCAGAUCUGAGUGGCUACGUUGCCAUUGUUACUGGAGGCAAUUCCGGUAUUGGAUAUGAGACAGCCAACCAACUCGCGCUUCACAAUGCGCGUGUCUAUAUCGCCAGCCGAUCUCAAGAGCGAGUGAAUCAAGCCAUCGGCCAAAUGUCACAGGCGGCCAUGGGAAAGACGCUUGACCUGCAUUUUCUUCAAAUAGAUCUACAAGAUCUAAAGUCGGUCAAGGCAGCUGCCAAGCAUUUCUUGACACUGGAAACCCGCCUGGAUAUCUUGAUCAACAAUGCCGGUGUCAUGACUGUCCCUUUUAAACUCACCGCCGAUGGGCUCGAGACGCAGUGGCAAGUCAACUACGUUUCGCCUCACGUUUUUACCAGCAGUCUCAUGCCUCUUUUGUUAUCGACCGCGUCAACUCUGAAUACUAAAGAUCGAGUUCGAGUCGUUCAUGUAUCCAGCGAUGCAGCCUUUUUCGGCCCCGACACAGUGCAGUGGAACGACGUCAAUAUGACUUCAACUAAGGGAGUGAUGGAGCUGUGGAAGAGAUACGGACAUUCAAAACAAGCUAUCAUACGUGAUGCGAAAGAGCUGAAUGAUCGCUAUAGUUCGCAAGGUAUUACUGCGUACUCUGUUCAUCCAGGCAUCGUCAAAUCGAAUUUGCAAGGACACGACCCGACCCUUAUGGGAAAGGUCGUCCGGGUGGCGAUGAAACUCGGAGCUGGUGACACGCCUCUCCACGGAGCACUCAAUUCACUGUAUUGUGCCACGAGCCCCAGUGCACCGGUACAAGGGCAGGGAAGGUUCUUUGUUCCGGUUGGCAAGCCGGAUUCACGUGCGGACAAAUGGAUCAAGGACAGAGAAGGAAAUUCACGAUUGUGGGAGCUGGGAGAGAGUCAAUUGAAACGCCUACAGUAA
Molecule: messenger RNA, 945 nt
Organism: Trichoderma harzianum CBS 226.95
Lineage: Eukaryota; Fungi; Ascomycota; Sordariomycetes; Hypocreales; Hypocreaceae
Exons: 5
Coding region: 1-945 (314 amino acids)
Source: RefSeq, a predicted model, not a curated record